UUGGGACUUUGCUGGAGCGGUCCGGUCUGAUCUUUCUUCCGCCCCCUUCAGGUGUUUGGUCUUGCAUGACCAGGAUUUAUAUACUGUUUAUAGACGGAUUUCCUGAACUCAAGUUUACAAUAAUUACGUAACAAUCAACAACUGAUCUGGGCGACUGCUGAGGAAGAUAUACAUCAUGGCGAUGACCAACACACACAAGGAUAUUCUUAUAAGAAACCGUGGCGGCCUCGUGGACAAUAUAGCUAACAUAGCUGCCGUUGUCAAUGAACUUUUCAGUAUGGAGACCAUAACAGCUCACAUGAAGGAGGAUAUUUUAGAAGGGAAGCACCACACACCAAGGGACAAGAAAUGGGCUUUGCUUGAUUUAUUGCCACGUAGAGGUGAUGGAGCUUUUGACCAUUUCCACACUGCCCUGAUAAAAUGUGGCGAGCAGGUUGCAGCUGAUAUCCUGAAGCCUCCAGCACCACAGCCUCAGCAACCGACAGAUGACCUCCCUGAAUCUUGGCCGCCUGUAGACUACAGUACAAACGAAGUAAAGGUUGAGAUGGUUGCCGAAGACAAUAUUCAAAUGCGACAAUGGUUUGAAGAGUCAAAAUCAAGUUCAAUGAUCUACCGCAUGGAGAAAUGCCCAAGAGGGAGAGUCUUGAUAAUUAAUAACAAAAACUUUUCCGCUGCAAGAGAGAAAAAGUUAGACCUGGAAGACAGAACAGGGACUGAUGAGGAUGCUACUUCGCUAUGUCUUCUUUUUGAUGACCUAUCGUUGGAUAAAGUCGUCAAGAAAGAUCUGACACGUGAGAAAAUCAUAGAAGUGCUGGAUGAAGAGAGACAACUCGAUCAUGACGGCUAUGACUGUUUCGCGUGUGUCAUCUUGUCCCAUGGGACUGGAGGAGGCGUGUAUGGGGUUGACGGCGAGGUUGCCAACAUACAGGAAAUCACUGAUAUGUUUAAUGGUCAGAACUGUCAAACACUUGUUGGGAAGCCGAAACUUUUCUUCAUACAGGCCUGUCAGGGACAAAAGAAAGACACGGGCGCAGAAAGUGCACCAGAUCCCACUGUUUCUGAGGUAACACAAGAACUUGAAAGCAUCAGAAUACACAAGGAACCACAGACAGAAAAACAAAACCUUGUCGCUACGACCAGUUCAGCUGCUGAACAUCCACCCAGGGCUGACAUCAUGAUAGCAGAAGCUACGACGCCAGAUUAUAUGUCAGUUCGAAACACAGUAAACGGCUCAUGGUUUAUACAGGCUAUUGUUUACGUCUUUAUGAAGUUUGCUCACAAAGAAGAUCUAGCGUCAAUGAUGACCAAGGUUAAUGACCUCGUGUGUCGUAGAGUGACCAAGAACAAAAAGUACAAGCAAGUUUCUACUUAUAGUUCUGUUCUUACGAAGCACUUUUACUUCUUCCCUGGACUUCCCCAGAAAACAAGCUAGAUACAAAUGUCCUCGUAUGCCAGUUUUUAUCGUAGAACAGACAUACAUCAUCCUCAACUGAGGUGCACGAAACAGAUGGACCAUAGUUAAUUGGAGGAUGUGUAAAAUGUCCGUAACACAAUAUUGUGCUACUUUAUUCGUUGCUCAUUCGGAUCUUCCCGAUUAUUAUUAAAAAAUUUGAGACGCACAAAUCAGGUAUGCUUGAAGUGAGGAAUAGUUACAUGUCUGGCUGACUAUAAAUUUACUCAAGGCAACCUCCUGAGGUAUUUACGAAUUAUCACAUACGAGGUAUAGCGUCAGUAAAAGUAAAAUAUUUCAUUUUAAUGAAGUCCGGUUAGUACCGACAACAAACUGACUGACUAUGUACCAAAUACACAAUCCACAUGACCAACAUAUCACCAUGGGUCGGCAGGCUCGCUUAUUUCACCUGACGCUUUUCGUAGCAAACAACUCACGUCAGGCAGGAUAUUAUAGCCCUCAACCCCAGUGUCACCCACCACUCACCAUCACUUCAGCUCCAUCCUCAUCGUGUUAUACUACUGUCGCCCCAUUCUGUAACCUGCAAGAAAUCUCCCGUUGGGUAUAUGUCUCUGACGACUGAUUUAUCAGCAAUGUUCCAUGCACGUUUAGAAAAAUCGACAAACAUCUUGUACUCUAAAUCAUUGUAUGACUCGCCACAGAUUCUCCUGGUUAGGAUAUUUCUAAUAUUUUCCAAUGAAAGCCUUAUUCAUAGAGUUGAUUUCAUAUGUUGAAUACAACCUACGAAUCAUUUCUAUUUCAAACUACAUAAAACUAUUUUGAAUUUUACAUGAUUACCUCGUACAAUGUAGAUAUUUCUUGCGUAUUUACAAUCAUAUUUAACAUUUUAUAAAUUGUACGUACUUGUA
Molecule: messenger RNA, 2319 nt
Organism: Haliotis rubra (blacklip abalone)
Lineage: Eukaryota; Metazoa; Mollusca; Gastropoda; Lepetellida; Haliotidae
Product: caspase-3-like
Exons: 9
Coding region: 176-1432 (418 amino acids)
Biological process (GO): regulation of apoptotic process; proteolysis
Molecular function (GO): cysteine-type endopeptidase activity
Source: RefSeq, a predicted model, not a curated record